Molecule: messenger RNA, 1644 nt
Organism: Carassius carassius (crucian carp)
Lineage: Eukaryota; Metazoa; Chordata; Actinopteri; Cypriniformes; Cyprinidae
Product: protein FAM104A-like
Exons: 3
Coding region: 471-893 (140 amino acids)
Source: RefSeq, a predicted model, not a curated record
GCUCGGCGCAUGCGCUCUAGCAUGUAAAUAACAGCCGCUGCGGUGGUUUGUAUGAUAUCGCACAGUCUCGUCAAAUACACGAACAACCGGCUUAUAUUUACAGAGGACGUUAUUAUAUCUGCUACGUUCAUGAAAGUACGUCUGGAAGAAGAAUACAGUGUUAAAUUAGUGGAACAGAACGCAGUAAUUUACAGCUAGUGAAGUGUCAGUUAGCACACAGCUAUGAUAGAGACUAGCCGGAAGUGUUUGAGUUUGACACAUUUAAUACUGUACUAUUAAUUCAAUACACUAUUCACUUAUUUUCUUACUUUUGAUUUAUAACCAACAAUUCAUUAAACGGAUUUCAGUUAGACCGGUAUGAGAGUAUUUAGUGUGUAAUUGUGUUGUGCUGUUAGCAGAGGUGUGGUGAUGUGUUGAGUGUAGCAUGACACAGCAGCUGUUGAUCAGAGUCACAGCUGAUCCAGGAGCGAAUGCUGCUCGAUAACACACUCAAACAUACAACAGCAUUACUGUCUGCUCCAGGGAUGCUAACAGAGAAGAGGAAGCGUCAGCGCGCUGAAGGUGAUGGCGAAAGCGCUCAGAUGCCUCAGGCCAAGCGACAGAGUUCAGCUCUCCAGAGCUCAGAGACGGCUAGAGAAUCAUGGGAGUCUGAGUCUUCCAGUAGCGAGGGCAGUUGGAUCAGCAGUCCAGAUCACGCCGCAGGGAGCAGCAGCAGUAGUCAUUGUGGAGUGGACGUUAUUGGGCCCCACAGCAGCCACGACCCCUGCAGUCCCCACAGUGCCUCUAAGCAGCCGGAUCCCGUGGACCUGCUGUCCUACCAGCACAUCAACCGUGUCCUGAAGGAAGCCCAUUUCCACAGCUUACAGAGCCGGGCUCCGUCCAAGCACAGGUGACUUCAGGGACAGAUGAACCCCAUAGCGACCCCUAGAAGACAGGGUUAAACUUCUUCAUCUCAUCCUCAUUCAAACCUGCUUCUACUUUCUAGAUCUCUCUGCUAGACCUCAUCUUAUGUUGAUAUUUAAUUGGAUGGAAAACAUGCCCUGGUACUGUAAGCUCUUCGACUAACUAGAGCACAAAAGUGUUUUUUGUAAGCAAUAACAGCUUGACUACGAUGCAAACUUUUGUGACUUCCACACUGUGUAUUUUUCUUCUGAAAACAGCUGUAUUGAGAAUGAUGAGUGGGGGUUUGCACUUGGGAAUCCGUUGGUCAGAUAUUGACGUGGACCAUAUAGCAAUUCAGCCGAGCACAUUUAGAUGGGAGGCUUAAACAUGCCAAAAUAUUCCAAUGCACUUCUGAUUCGUGAACUCCAUCGCAGUGCCGUAACUAAUGCAUAAAGAAGCCAGUCGAUUUCAUAUCAAAGACUGUGCUGGUGGGCAGAUCUGGGUUGAAUCUCUUUGUAAUCUUGACACAGUGGCUCAGAGUUCUGCUGGAUCUCUUCCCUCCCAACCAUCACUGAAGCUGGUUGCUCAUCCAAGCAUCACGCCUUCGAGACCCUGCAGAGGCUUUCUUGUGUGCUGUUCAAAUUCUAGAUUUGAAAGAUUUGUUGAUUAUUUUACUAUACCUUUUUGUAUGGAAAGAUGUACAUUACAGUUUACAUUCAGAUCAUCUACAUUUCUAAAUAAAGAUGUGUGUUCUUAAGCAAA